Peronospora belbahrii is the source of this 591-nucleotide messenger RNA. NCBI's taxonomy places the organism in Eukaryota, Oomycota, Peronosporomycetes, Peronosporales, Peronosporaceae. The record is from the annotation of a GenBank genome assembly.
AUGGUUUACUUGGUCCUGCCAACUCUCGCCGCAGCGUCGGUCCUUUGCAUCAUGGCUCUACUAGCCCCCACUGCUCUUGCCCAUCAAAUUGUGCUGGAUCCGCCGCCCUGUUGGACGACAAACGACAAGGACACCAGGUACAAUCCGCUUGCGUUUCUCGAGAACCAGGGAUUUAAAACGAGCUUAACCUUUGCCGGUUCGGAAGCACAGAAAACAUACGGCACGCUCCGUGAAUUCCUCGACAAAGCCAAGUACAAUGUGGCCAAGGGUGCCAACUUUAGCAGCGGCUUCACCGACGCCGAGGGCACCCCGCGGCCAAUUCCGUCAAAGGGCAUUUUUCGCACCACGGGUUACACGCACAAUGGACCGUGUGCAGUAUACCUAAACAAAAAGCUGGUGCUGGACGGUGAGGAUUGCCACACGCAGUAUCCUGGCAAGGACCACAUAAUCGACUAUUCGUCGUGCGGGCAAAAGUGCUUGCUUCGCUGGUACUGGCUUGGUAUUCGUCAAAUCAAGGACAAAGUGUCGUGGCAGGUGUACAAGGCGAUUAUUCCUCUGACGGCUGAAAAACCAUCGUCAAAAGAAAAAUAA